AUGGCUCAGGCCUUCUACAGUCCAUAUGAGAAGACAAGGAAAACACGUGCCAGUCGGCCCAAAGUGCGUACCGGUUGCAUGACUUGCAAACAAUUUCACAAGAAAUGUGAUGAAGGCCGCCCAGUAUGUCUAGUUUGUACCAGCUACAACCGAAAAUGCGAGUACCGUGUGACCGUCGACCGUCGAACUCGGGCCUCGCGUCUGGCUAAGGAUGUGAGGCCUGAAGGCGCAGUAGCGUUAGUUUGCCAGGUGCCCACGCACCAAGUGGACCUCACCAACCAGGAACGAUAUUUCCUGGACUUUUUUCGACAGAGUACCUCAUUGCAAUGCGCAGGCUACUUCUACGAUGAAUUCUGGCAACGAUUGGUUCACCAGGCCAGCGAAGACCAACCCGCCAUCCGGCAUGCUGUCAUUGGGAUGGGUUCUAUGAAUUAUCACUUCGUCCGAUCAAGGGAUGGUCCUAGCCCCUACGAUCAGACAUUUUCUCUGCGACAAAUCAAUAAAGCGAUUCAUGCUUUACAACGCAAUCUAAUUGAAGAGAGAAUGGCCCGUCCACGAGUCGAAACUGUCUUGGUCGCUUGUGUCGUGCUGGUCUCAACACUACUUUUCCAAGAAGAUGCUGUCUCAGCCGGUACACAUCUCCGCUCUGGUUAUAAACUGUUGGAAGAAUACUUAGCGGGAAAUAACAACAGUGAUGUCGCUGCGACGCUCACUAGGGCCUUUGCCAAUGUUCAUAUGGUCUGGUCCUCCUUCAAUAGCAAUGGGGCCCUCACUGGUGACCAGCCGCCGAUCCCUCUGUUGAUUCCACCGCAGCCAGAUGCCACCGACGAAAUACAGAGAGCCAAUGAUUCAAUUGUCACGCUGGUGCGGUUACUUUCAUAUCAAAACAAUUAUCACAGAACCCGAUUGGGUAGCCCGGGAGCCGAAUUAGACGGAGCUGAUUUCGUGGGAAGUCUUCUAAAGCUUCAAGGCCAGCUACAAGCAUACCGAGGUAUUCAUAAACAUCAUUUAGUUCAACGAGACCUGACUGCAUUAACCAUCCUUGAACUGUGGGCCGAACUUCUUCCUAUUCUAGCGAUGGUUGAGAUUGGGCCAGGUCCAAGAGAGAUGCAAUAUGACAAGUUCUUGAAGCACUUCCAGAGGGUCUUUCAGCUUGCCGAAUCGGUCUUAAUGUGCGACAACAUCGAUACACCCACAUUCUCGGUCAACUUGGGGGUCAUCCCACCCCUGUGUCUUCUCGCUCUCAAAUGUCGCGACCCGAUUGUUCGACAAGAGACGCUCUCCCUCCUCGGCCGUUCCCGCCGACAAGAAGGAAUCUGGUCAACAAGUUUGAUAGCCUUCGCGCUACAGCGAGUUUACGACAUUGAAUGUGCGGGCCUUUGGCCUGGAGAUCCGAUCCCACAUACAUCUCGCAUCAGAGCCAUGCAUGUUGAAGUGAGUCCCGCUGAAUCUCGGUUAUUCAUCCAGUAUCACAUGGCGAGGGCGUGCCAGGGAGACGAUUGCAGACACCGUGAAUCGUGGCAAAGCGAAUGGUUGUCAUAUAAAUCCAGUCAUUCGUAA
Messenger RNA from Penicillium egyptiacum, 1560 nucleotides. Lineage: Eukaryota; Fungi; Ascomycota; Eurotiomycetes; Eurotiales; Aspergillaceae. The record is from the annotation of a GenBank genome assembly.